AUGUGGGCGGCUCCGGGGUCGAAGAAGGAGCUUCGUUGGCUGCCAAUUGAUGGGAAGGGGGUGGUGAGUCUGCCCGACCUCUCGGAAGAUUUCGCUUGUGCUGUUGUUGCGAGCCGGAGGAGCGAUGGCCCAAUUGAUCUCUUGAAGGGAAGUGGGGGCUCUUUUCAGUGCGGGCAGGCGUGGCAGGGCAGUUCACAGUUUGUCACUGCCUUACAAUGCUCAAAUCCUGUCAUCCCCAUCGCCUCACUCUUAACACCAACACCAAAACCCCCACCAACAGUCCACAUCUCUGCCUACAAACAAGCAUCGUCAAUCUAA
Molecule: messenger RNA, 318 nt
Organism: Colletotrichum lupini
Lineage: Eukaryota; Fungi; Ascomycota; Sordariomycetes; Glomerellales; Glomerellaceae
Exons: 4
Coding region: 1-318 (105 amino acids)
Source: RefSeq, a predicted model, not a curated record